This is a messenger RNA of Monodelphis domestica (gray short-tailed opossum), 1974 nucleotides long. RefSeq names its product tetraspanin 3 (gene TSPAN3). The record is from RefSeq and is a predicted model, not a curated record. Gene Ontology annotation, cellular component: plasma membrane. NCBI's taxonomy places the organism in Eukaryota, Metazoa, Chordata, Mammalia, Didelphimorphia, Didelphidae.
GCCGGAAGCCCGGGGCAGGGCGGAACGGACGGGGUUGUGGGGGCACUCGGACCCCGUCCCUGCCCUAGUUCUAGGCGAGCGAUUGUGGACACGGGCAGCUGCGCUGGCCCAAGGUCACCAAGGUCACCGAGUCCAGAGCGGCUAGAAGCUCCGGGAAAAAGGCUCUGAAGGCACCCCCUCCAGACUGGGGCUUCUCCCUAACCCAGGCCGACGGCCCCCUCCACCCCACCUCCGUCCGCACCCCGACGCUCCCCGACGGUUUAUUUCCUCCGAGAGCGACCGGGGCGGCGGCGCCUUUAAGCCAACAUGACGUCAUGAGGCACGUGCGGGGGGCGGGCCCUGUUGCCAAGGAGCGGCGGCGACCGGGGCGGGGCGGAGGCGGAGGGAGGCGGACGAGACCGAGGUUGGGCGGCCGCCAUUGCCCUUGCACGGAGCGAAGCGGAGCGCAGCGACCGGGACAGACGCCGCAGUCGCAGCCGCAGCCGCAGCCGCCAUGGGCCAGUGCGGCAUCACCUCCUCCAAAACCGUGCUGGUCUUCCUCAACCUCAUCUUCUGGGCUGCAGCAGGCAUCCUAUGCUACGUGGGAGCCUAUGUCUUCAUCACUUACGAUGACUACGACCAUUUCUUUGAAGACGUGUACACACUCAUCCCUGCAGUGGUGAUCAUAGCCGUGGGAACCCUUCUUUUCAUCAUCGGGCUAAUCGGAUGCUGCGCCACCAUUCGAGAAAGCCGCUGUGGACUCGCCACAUUUGUGAUCAUCCUGCUGUUGGUUUUUAUUACAGAAGUUGUCGUAGUGGUUUUGGGAUAUGUUUACAGAGCCAAGGUGGAAAGUGAGGUUGAUCGCCGCAUCCAGAAAGUAUACAAGACCUAUAAUGGAACCUCUCCGGAUGCUGCCAGUCGAGCCAUUGACUAUGUACAAAGACAGCUACACUGCUGUGGGAUUCGCAAUUACUCAGACUGGGAGAAUACAGACUGGUUCAAAGAAACGAAGAAUCAGAGCGUCCCUCUCAGCUGCUGCAAGGCCUCCGCCAGCACCUGCAAUGGCAGCCUGGCCCACCCUGCAGAUCUCUACUCGGAGGGCUGUGAAGCCUUAGUUGUGAAGAAGCUCCAGGAUAUCAUGAUGUACGUUAUUUGGGCCGCGUUGACAUUCGCUGCUAUUCAGCUUCUGGGCAUGCUCUGUGCCUGCAUCGUGUUGUGCCGGAGGAGUCGAGAUCCUGCCUAUGAGCUUCUCAUCACGGGAGGCACCUAUGCCUAGAAGACGAGCUCUUCAGUCUUGUUUCCCUUCCCUGGAAGGUGGAUUGAGCAAGGCUCCUGCAGUCACUUUCCUGUCUCUGUAGACUUAGCUAAUGCUCACCUUGCACAAAGAGAAACAGCUUGAACGGACACUGGUGACGGGCCCGGAGAUAUGGCUUUCCAUGAUCCCGCCAGCCCCCCAAACCAUCCCCUGUGCAGCUCCAUGUGUUUUUUUCAACUAUGUUAGAAAACAUUCUGAUUGCAGAAUCAUUUGCCAGUUGUGACGUAUGCUGGGCUUUAAAGCGCCUCUGAACAGGCACGCCGUCUUUGAGGGCUUCGCUCCAUGGGCUCGUGGCUGAGGAGGACAAGCUAGCCGACCACACAAGGGGACCAGAGGGUCGCCCUUCACCAGUGUCCACCUUUAAACCUGUAUAUUGUAGUCCAGUCUGGUUGAAAUUGUACAGAAUGACUCAAACUAGAAUCCUACAGCAUCUAUCUUAGUUCUCCAUUUGAAGGCAUCUUCCCAACUUUAGUGUUUUUAAAUAAAUUCUGGCUUUUCUGGAGUAUAAUGUAAUGCACUACUGUUCUGUAAUGCUACGUGCGUGUGGUUUUUUUUAUGAGUGUAGGUCUUAAAUUUGGAAAUAAUGUACCCAUGUAGACUAGCAAGACAGUAUGUAAAAGUGAUCUCAGUUGUAAAUAGUAAAUCCUCUUAAAUAAAGGCUGUGUAUCCUCCCUCCAAAA